AUGUGCGGCCGAUACUGCUUAGCCUUGCGACCAUCGCAGAUCCGGCAGCAUCUGGAAGACGAUGAUAUGGUGGUGGACGACGGCCCCAUAGACGAGGGCCCUGGUGCCCCGCGCCGAAGCUACAACUUCGCACCGGGGUACAAUGGUGCCGUCUAUCGAGCAGACACCCCUGCUCAUAAUGUGGCUGGUCUUCCGCACAAUCGAAUGGAGGAUGUGACUGCGACUGAACCCUGGAAGCAAGGACAGGAUAUUGAUGCAUCUGCCCCAAGCGCAGAGACUUCCGAUGAAUCCAAAGGCGUCACGUAUAAAAUCCAGUCCAUGCAAUGGGGCAUCAUCCCAGCUAGGCCGAAGCGGCAUCCGAAGUACAGCAAGACACUUAAACUCAUUAACUGUCGAGAUGACUCGUUGAGUAACCCCGGGGGGACAUGGGGCUCCUUGAAGACCCGUCAGAGGUGCAUCGUGAUUGCUGAAGGCUUUUACGAAUGGCUAAAGACAGGACAUGACAAGAUGCCCUACUUUGUAAGGCGCAAAGACCGACGCCUGAUGUAUUUCGCCGGUCUAUGGGAGUGUUCGCAGCGAGACGGUUCAUCUCACCACCAUCAAAACACAGAUUCCGACAAACAGCUCUUCACGUACACUAUUAUUACCACCGAUUCCAAUGAUCAACUGAAAUUCCUCCACGACCGCAUGCCGGUUGUUUUGGAGGAGGGAUCUAGGGAGAUCCGAGCCUGGCUGGACCCUGCCCGACGUGAAUGGUCAAGGGAGCUGCAAGCCUUGCUAAAGCCGUACACCCGGGAUCUAGAAUGCUAUCCCGUUAGCAAGGAAGUCGGUAAAGUGGGCAACGAUUCACCCUCAUUUGUAGUACCUGUCGACAGCAAGGAGAACAGAUCUAAUAUCGCCAAUUUCUUCCCCAAACCUACGGAAGCAAAGGGCAAGUCAGAGCGGAGUUCCCACUUUCGAGCUGACGAGGCACAAGAUGGUAACCAGGUUUCCCAAACGCAAUGGAAAUCAAAUGCCUGUCUAAAGCAGGAUAACUGGAGGGAAUUGGAUGAGGCCGAUUUCGCGGACGACGCCGAGAAUUGCGCCAGGGCAGGCACAAAACGGAGCAAUACUGGUUUCGAUACAGAGGACAGACGGCCGAAGCAGGCUGCUACCACGAACGAGACCCGGAACCACCAGCAGAGCUCGUCAGUGUCUGGGUACAACCUCCGUCAGUCCGAUUCUCGCGACCGACAGCCAAACUCUCGUAAGCCUGGGGCUAUGGUCCUACCCGAGAAAGACGCCCAGGGCAAGCCUGAAGGGCAGACAAGUAGAACCAUCACUGAUUAUUUUGGCCGCCGGUCUUGA
This is a messenger RNA of Sodiomyces alkalinus F11, 1347 nucleotides long. RefSeq names its product DUF159-domain-containing protein. The coding region runs from base 1 to 1347 and encodes 448 amino acids. Gene Ontology annotation, biological process: DNA damage response. The record is from RefSeq and is a predicted model, not a curated record. Lineage: Eukaryota; Fungi; Ascomycota; Sordariomycetes; Glomerellales; Plectosphaerellaceae. The transcript is spliced from 3 exons. Gene Ontology annotation, molecular function: single-stranded DNA binding.